This is a messenger RNA of Ambispora leptoticha, 309 nucleotides long. The record is from the annotation of a GenBank genome assembly. NCBI's taxonomy places the organism in Eukaryota, Fungi, Glomeromycota, Glomeromycetes, Archaeosporales, Ambisporaceae.
AUGGAAUGUGAUGAGAAUUCUAGUGAAAGUGAAUCAACUUCUCAAUCAACUGUGCCAGGAAAACGAAAAGCUGCUACGAAUAAAGGUGGAUGUCCUCGUACAAGCAUCUGGGAAGAUUUUAAUAAAUUAUCAUCAGAUGGAGAAGGACAUUAUGGUGCCAAAUGUCGAUAUUGUAAAAAGAGUUGGAAACAAGGAAAACCUACCACAUUUAGCGCCAAGCAAUUAUUCGACACUAGCAAAUCUUUUAGAACGAAAACAGUUGGACCAAGUUUGGAUUUGGAAUCAUUAUUAUCGAUUGGUCAUCUGUAA